Messenger RNA from Eutrema salsugineum, 2335 nucleotides. Its product is annotated as cation/H(+) antiporter 20. Gene Ontology annotation, molecular function: antiporter activity. The record is from RefSeq and is a predicted model, not a curated record. Gene Ontology annotation, biological process: regulation of pH; proton transmembrane transport. The coding region runs from base 1 to 2283 and encodes 760 amino acids. NCBI's taxonomy places the organism in Eukaryota, Viridiplantae, Streptophyta, Magnoliopsida, Brassicales, Brassicaceae. Gene Ontology annotation, cellular component: endomembrane system; membrane. The transcript is spliced from 4 exons.
AUGAUGGUAAAUCAAACGAACAUCAAAGCGGCGUCGGAUGGAGUAUGGGAAGGAGACAAUCCUCUGAAUUGUGCCUUUCCUCUCUUAAUAGUGCAAGUCGCAAUCGUCCUCUUUAGCAGCCGCUUCCUUGCCUUCCUCCUCAAGCCCCUACGUCAACCUCAAGUCGUCGCCGAGAUCCUCGGAGGGAUACUGCUUGGACCUUCAGCAUUGGGGAGAAACAAAUAUUUCACUGAACUAGUGUUUCCGAAAUGGAGCACUCCGAUACUUGAGUCAGUAGCAAGUAUAGGUCUCCUUUUCUUCCUCUUUCUUGUUGGUCUAGAACUAGACCUAGCAGUUCUAAGCCGCACAGGAAAGAAAGCUUUUGCUAUAUCUUUCGCAGGAAUAUGUCUCCCUUUUGCUUUAGGCGCAGCUAUCUCUCUCUUCCUCCGUAGAGCCGUGGAAGAAGAUCAUGACUCGGCAGGGUAUUGGCAAUUCCUUCUCUUCAUUGGAGUUGCUCUUUCCAUCACAGCUUUUCCAGUCCUUGCUCGUAUCUUAGCCGAGCUCAAGCUCUUGACCACAAGCGUUGGCCAAACGGCCUUAGCAGCUGCAGCCUUCAACGACAUAGCCGCCUGGAUCCUCCUUGCCUUAGCCGUGGCUCUCCCCGGUCGACACGACCACCAGAAACACGCCUCUCCGUUGAUAUCCUUAUGGGUCCUUCUCUCGGGUCUUGCCUUUGUAGUCUUCAUGAUUUUUGUGGUUAGACCCGCCAUGAAAUGGAUUGUCCGGUAUGAUGGUGGCGCAAUGCACGAGGCUUGUAUAUGCCUAACACUAGCAGGAGUCAUGGUGUCCGGUUUCAUCACUGACCUAAUCGGACUACACUCUAUAUUCGGGGCCUUUGUCUUUGGCCUGAUCAUCCCCAAAAGUGGGUGUUUUAGCCAGAGGCUCGUCGAGCGUAUAGAGGACUUUGUGGCAGGGCUGCUGCUUCCGCUCUACUUUGCAUCUAGUGGACUAAAGACGGAUGUGAACAAGAUCAGAGGCGCUGAGUCGUGGGGGAUCUUGGCCUUAGUCAUAUCCACGGCUUGCGCAGGCAAGAUCAUAGGCACCUUCGUCAUGGCCAUGAUGUGCGCUAUACCGGCUCGUGAAUCCCUCACUUUAGGGCUAUUGAUGAACACUAAAGGGCUCGUUGAGCUAGUUGUCCUCAACAUCGGUCGAGAGAAGAAGGUGCUAAACGAGGAGAUGUUCGCAAUUCUAGUGGUGAUGGCUAUCGUCACAACCUUCAUGACGACCCCAUCAGUCAUGGCUAUAUACAAACCAUUGAACAAUCGCGGUUCGGACUCUACAUCUGAUGGUAAGGAGAAGUUACGCAUCUUAGCCUGCUUACGUGAUCCCCGAGACGUCCCUUGUAUAAUCAAACUCGUCGAGUCUUUUGCUACGUCCAAUGAAUCAGUCAAAGUAUAUGUGAUGUACUUGAUGGAACUCACUGACCGAUCAUCCUCCAUCUCUAUGGUCCAAAGAACUAGAAGAAACGGUGUGCCGUUCAUAGACAGGCUGUGUAAAGGGAGGUCACUUGACGAGAUAGAAGCUGCGUUCAAUAUAUACGGACAGGCCAGGGACCAGAAGCAACAGAGGAUAAGGAUACGACAUUUGAAAAGUGUGUCGGCGUUGGGAACAAUGCACGAGGAUAUAUGCAAUGUUGCGGAACAUAAGAAGGCAUGGAUGAUCAUAUUACCGUAUAUGGUAAAUGGAUGGGGUGUGGUUAAUCAGAGGGUGAUGGAGAAUGUUAAAUGCUCUGUGGUUUCGGUUCUAAACCGUAGAGAGGCUGGAGAAAGCAGUGCUAGUAUAGGCCAAGGGACAAAAAGAGUAGGACUAGUGUUCGUUGGUGGACCUAACGAUAGAAAAGCACUUGAGAUUGGAAGAAGAAUGGCCCAACACUCCAAGAUCAUAGUAACACUCUUGCGGUUCUUGGAUAAGACCAUAACUUCUUCGUAUUGUGAAAAGGUGACAAAUCAUUUACCAUUUGAAGUGAUGGUUGUGAUGAUGCAGGAGAUUGAUGAAGUAGCAGUGGAAGAAUUCAAGAAACAAUGUGAAGGUGUAGUGGUAGAGUAUGAAGAGAUAGUAGGUGAGGGAAAUUUAGCAGAGAUUAUAAAGGCAAUGGGAAGGAGGAAGGAGUAUGAGCUUUUGAUAAUUGGAAAUCGACAAGUAACAAGUAGUUAUGAGAUGGGAAGAGUAGAGGUUUCAACACUACUCAUUCAAGGAGGCAGUGAGAAGGAUACAGCUAAAACUAUUACGGGAAAUGAUGUUUGAGACUAGGGAAGAGGAUCCAGAUACUUAUGUCCAUACAAUGCUACCUCUAAAU